AUGUCAGACCGAAGCAGCGUAACAACCACGCUUCCAUCUUGCCUUCAGGGCGACCGCGCCGGCUUGUCCACCUUGGAAUUCCGCGCGCCACAUGUGUUACGCGGCCUUCAUGUGGUGCCACGCCCCGAACGUGUGCUUGGCCACUGCCGCUGUGUUUCUGGCACCUGUGAGAAUCGCGCAUUCCACGCAUGGCAGCAUCAUGUCGCCUCUGAAAAAUCCUUGGUGUCCCGACCCCUUUGCGGAAACGAUGCAUUGCGACCAAGGUGCCGCAUGCGACCAGCCCCGACCAACAUCUACAACCCGGAGGUCAUUGCCGCCUUGAACUCCCGAGGAGGACCCAUUUGGACUCGCUUGCUGAAGGGUGAGCUGCCCAGCUGGCGCAGCAAGAAGUCUCGGACGUCUGAUUUAGGUCCUUGA
Molecule: messenger RNA, 417 nt
Organism: Durusdinium trenchii
Lineage: Eukaryota; Dinophyceae; Suessiales; Symbiodiniaceae
Source: the annotation of a GenBank genome assembly